AGCCUCCGGUCUCGACUCCUCCCCUUCCCCUCAUACACCUCUUCCUCCUCGCAGCGGCCUUUAAGCCGAGCAUGGACCUGGCCGCAUGGCUCAAUGCUCCUUCCCUCGAUCUCGGUCUCCACGUCGGCGACGGCAAGCUCUCCGUCGAAGAAGACGACGGGAAAGAGGUGAGGGCGCUGGAGGCCGAGCUGGACCGCGUGACCCAGGAGAACAAGCGGCUCAAGGAGAAGCUCGCGGCCAUGGCGGCGAGCUACGGCACCCUCCGCAGCCAGAUGGCUGAUCUGAUAUCCAAGGCCUCGUCCGAGGGCGCGUCCGUCUCGCCCGGGACGAAGAGGAAUAGACACACCCUCGAUUCCUUCUCCCCCGCCCCCGCCCCCGUCCCCGCCGCCGCCGCUAGUCUUGGCACGAACUGCAUCAGGAACGAGGCGGAGAGCACGUCGAGUGAGGAUUCGUUCAAGCGAGUCAAGGAAGAGAAUAAGCCCAAAGUUUCGAAGCUGCACGUUCGCACUGAUCCGUCCGAUUCGAGCCUCAUCGUGAAAGAUGGGUAUCAGUGGAGGAAAUAUGGCCAGAAGAUUACCAGAGAUAACCCGUGCCCGAGAGCGUACUUCAGAUGCUCUUUUGCUCCAGCUUGCCCUGUCAAGAAGAAGGUCCAACGAAGCGCAGAGGACCCGUCGUUGUUGGUUGCCACCUACGAGGGCGAGCACAACCAUGGCCGGGCUCCUCAUCCUCGAGCUCAACAAGCGUCGGGCCGCAGCAGCUCGGUCACCAGCCAAUCUCCCGCACCGUCGACGAGGCGACCGCAGGAGGCCGAGUCGCCGGAUCUGCAUGCGGGACUGGUGGAGCAAAUGGCUGCGACGCUGACGAACGAUCCGGUCUUCAAGGCUACUCUGGCCGCUGCCAUCUCCGGCAGGAUGCUCCGGUCAUCUCCUCCCAAGUAACAGCCCUUGUUCCUGUAAAUAGGAAUCUUUUGUUAGCAGGAGAAGAAGUUUGAUUCUGAGAUUGAUGUUGUCGAGUCGAUAAUCAAAGAUUCGAGUUCCAGAUCAACCGAAUUUAAGCUCAA
Musa acuminata subsp. malaccensis (wild Malaysian banana) is the source of this 1060-nucleotide messenger RNA. Its product is annotated as WRKY transcription factor WRKY71-like. Gene Ontology annotation, molecular function: DNA-binding transcription factor activity; sequence-specific DNA binding. The record is from RefSeq and is a predicted model, not a curated record. Lineage: Eukaryota; Viridiplantae; Streptophyta; Magnoliopsida; Zingiberales; Musaceae. Gene Ontology annotation, biological process: regulation of DNA-templated transcription.